Messenger RNA from Acanthisitta chloris (rifleman), 798 nucleotides. RefSeq names its product suppressor of cytokine signaling 2 (gene SOCS2). The record is from RefSeq and is a predicted model, not a curated record. Gene Ontology annotation, molecular function: 1-phosphatidylinositol-3-kinase regulator activity. Gene Ontology annotation, biological process: phosphatidylinositol phosphate biosynthetic process; intracellular signal transduction. Gene Ontology annotation, cellular component: phosphatidylinositol 3-kinase complex. Lineage: Eukaryota; Metazoa; Chordata; Aves; Passeriformes; Acanthisittidae.
CAAAUGAAUUUAAAUAGCAAAUAAAAAUUUACUGUGCCUGCAGGACUUUAGCUCUCCAACAACACAGGAAAUGGGUGACUACAAGUAUUAUCAGCCAGAAAGCAGCUUUUAAAAAACAAACAAACAGGAAUAAACAAAUCCCUUCUUUCUCUCAUCUUUUAACAGGAUGGUACUGGGGCAACAUGACUGUUGCUGAAGCCAAAGAGAGAUUACAGGAUGCCCCCGAAGGGACUUUUUUAGUUAGGGAUAGUUCACAUUCAGAGUAUCUACUGACUAUUUCUGUAAAAACAUCAGCGGGACCGACCAAUCUACGUAUAGAAUAUCAAGAUGGCAAGUUUAGACUGGACUCUAUCACUUGUGUCAGAUCUAGACUUAAACAGUUCAACAGCGUUGUGCAUUUGAUUGAGUACUAUGUUCUUAUGUGCAAGGACAGAACUGAAACGCCUUCAAAUGGAACAGUUCAUCUUUACUUGAACAAACCCCUCUAUACGUCUGCUCCAUCUCUGCAACAUCGCUGCAGAAUAGCUAUAAACAAAAGUACAAAUCAGAUCUGGGAGCUGCCAUUACCAACAAGACUAAAAGAGUACUUGAAAGAGUAUCAAUACCAGGUAUAAAUAUAUUUUCUAAAUGCUUCUUAUGUAGAUUAACUUUCGAAUGCAAUUCUUAAAAUCAGCCAAAGAACUGAGUAACUAGUUGUACAACUCGGCAUGGAAUUCACUAUCAAAACAACGGCAGUUCUGGGGGAAAGGUUUUUAUUUCAGAUGCCACAAAGGGAGACUUAUGUAGAAUAAUCCCAGC